UUCCUACCCAAAUAACACAUACAAAAGACCCCCUUUAGGCGAUGAGUCGCAGUGAUACGUGUGUAGCUUCACCAGCAAAGAAGCCAAAGGAGGCAAAGCGCGAUCUAACGAAACCGCCUGGAGCCGGCGAGAAUCGCUGCCACCACUACGUUGCUGAUAAGGGCAGAUACUCAGGCAGCAAGUACUGCGGCGAACACUCAGUGCUGCAGGAUGGCCAGAGCCAGCGCGUCCCGUGCCCUUACGACCGGUCCCACUCGGUCGAUAUCCACAGGCUAAAAAGGCACAUGGCCAGCCUGUGCAAUGCGCGACCCCCUGCAGUCCAGCCUGCAUAUGUGAAUCCUGAUCUCAAUGUGUCACUGCCACCGCCCAAUUACGGAACAGGCACAUUUGCUGAAUGCGGAAAGACAUGGAGCGAGGAAGGGCUAGCAAAGGCAGAUGCCAGACUAAUAGGUCAAGCCAGGCGAGCUUUUAUAUCUCGAUGGAGUCCCUUGAUGCGGCCUAUCAUUGCCAAAUACCUUGAGGGCGUGCCUUGUGCACAACUACCUGCUGGAGAUAUGGCAGCAGCAUCGUUUGCAGACCUGCUCGAUGCGGUCCAUGUUUCGGCAGAGUUCAAAAUGGAUGUCACCUCACACACUGCAGUUGACCAGCCCAAAAGCUGGAAGCAGAAUCAAAAAUAUGCCCGACAGCAGUCGUCGCUAGAGUUCUGUUUUGUCGAGUUUGGAGCCGGCAAGGGCGAACUGUCAGUAUACGUCCAUUCGAACGCACGCCGGAAGUUCCAAAUCAUUCAAGAAGAUUCAGGCCAAGAAAAAUCGGCGCACGACCAUUUCCACCGCAUCCUCAUCGAUAUCCGGGACCUCGACCUUGGCCAAAUCAAGGAGCUGCAGUUCGUUGAUGAAGCAACUGGGCAAAUUCGUCUGCGCCCGAUAGUCGCCUACUCGAAGCACCUGUGUGGUGCUGCUACCGACCUGACCAUCAAGUGCCUGGAAAACUACCAGAAUGCUGGUGGUAAGGUGGUUGGAAUGGCGAUUGCACUUUGCUGCCACCAGGUGUGCAAGUACUCGAUGAUGCUGGACCAUGACUAUUUGUCACAAGCUAUUCCCCGCACUCAGCCAGAUAAUGAUAAUGCAUGGGACGAUGGCCAGCGCGAGUUGUUCUAUCGCCUAACCUCCAUGUCCAGCUGGGCGAUCAACGUGCCUGCGCAGCUGUCUGACGCAAAGCAAGACCCGUCGCUGUUCACACAAGACAGCCGCACCCGCAUUGGCCACGCCAUCAAGCGGUUUAUCGACAUUGGCCGUGUCCAGUACGUCCGCCAGCAUCUGGGGCUGCCCAAUGCUGAACUGGUCUACUAUGCGCCGCGUGCAACAUCCCCUGAGAACCUUAUGCUGGUUGCAACUGGCGAUGCCUGCUUCUAGCUAAAUGGCAAGCCGAUUUACCCACUACUUCUAAUAAUA
Molecule: messenger RNA, 1451 nt
Organism: Linderina pennispora
Lineage: Eukaryota; Fungi; Kickxellomycota; Kickxellomycetes; Kickxellales; Kickxellaceae
Product: DUF715-domain-containing protein
Exons: 5
Coding region: 42-1412 (456 amino acids)
Biological process (GO): tRNA methylation
Source: RefSeq, a predicted model, not a curated record